UGUUUGUUGCGGUUGCACCCGAUUCAAGAGCCGAAUGGCUCACAGGGCUCUACCAAAUAAAUGGAACUAUGACGCCGGACAUCAGAAUGACCACGUGGCCGACCACGUGGACCGCAGGACGCACGUUGAGAUAGGCGCGUGCCCAUCAAGUCGGUUUGAAUAAUGCACAUUCGUUAAUAUAACAGUGCCUUUGAGUUGUUUUGUUUGUUAUUAAUUCUGCAGCGCUGUGAGACUACUGUUACGGGCGAUGUAAUCAGGAUUAUUUUUAAAUAUCUAAUGGAUAAAUAUAUCGUUAGAUGGUAAAUUAUUAAAGUUUACGAAUGGAUGCUAAACACAUUUUAAGUCGAUAUGGAUACAGACUCGGCUACACUCUUGGCGAAGGGACGUACUCAAAGGUGAAGUUUGCAACGUCGGAGCAGCACGAACGACGCGUGGCCAUCAAGGUCAUUGACCGCAGGAAGUUGCCUCCCGACUUCGAGGAGAAGUUCUUGCCCAGAGAGGUGGACCUACUCAGAUCCCUGCACCACCAGAACAUUGUGGAGGUCCUGCAGCUCAUCGAAGGCUGCCGCGGAUACAUCUUCAUUGUCAUGGAGCUUGCACAGUCCGACCUCCUCCGGCUCAUGCAGGAACGGGGCAGCCUGGACCAGCGCACCGCUCGGGGGAUCUUCACAGAGCUUUGCAGUGCCGUGCACUACCUGCACCAGAUGCACGUGUCUCACCGCGACGUCAAGUGCGAGAACGUGCUCCUCGUCGACGGGCUGCACGUGCGCCUCACCGACUUCGGCUUUGCCCGGCAGUUCCAGAUGGACCGAGCGCACCCGGGCUGUCUGGAGGAGCUGAGCAAAACUUACUGCGGCUCUGCGGCGUACACGUCGCCCGAGGUGCUGCUGGGAACGCCGUACGACCCGCGCCUGCUCGACCUCUGGAGCCUGGGCGUGGUGCUCUUCAUCAUGGUCACGGGAUACAUGCCCUUCGAUGAUUCUAACCUGAUGCGGCUGGUGCGGCAGCAGAAGAGAGGCGUGAUAUUCUCUGGGGCAGCCUCUCCGGGCGCAUCCUCUCACGCGCAGCCACCGCCGGGUCCCUCCGGCACGGACGACAGCGACGACGGUGGCACCGGUGCUGCCGAUGGCAGUGGCCUCGACGACAUCACGGCUGGCGACGUGCCGUCGGGAUCAUUGUCCUCGCCACGGAGAGACGGUGCGGUCGCUUCGAAUGCCACGGUGGACACGCGGUGCGAGGACCUCAUUUUGAAGCUGCUGUCAUUCAAGCCUUUGGCUCGACCUCAGCUUGCUCAGGUCUUCUUGCACCCAUGGAUGAUGGAGGCUCCGGAUCAAGACCUAAUGCGCAUCCUCUGACCACUUCUGGCUGAGCUGACCCAGGGUUGGCACAAUCCCCACGUGGUUCCUCAGUUUGGUUCUACGACGUAGUGGUUGAGGAAAGGUCCCUUGAGUGACACAGCGCUGCUUUGUCAUAAUUAAAACAUAAGCUUUGCUCGCGUUGUUAUGCGCCUCGGUAUUUAUGCUCACCACUCAGCUGACACGCACCAGACAUCGCCCGCCAAAUAUUUAAACUCACCACUCAACUGACACGAUUUAUGAGAGGCUACAGCUGAUUCAGAUAUACGUACACCGUGUGUAGAUUAGUUGUGUCCCAGUCGGACCCAUUUUUGUUCCCGUGAUUCCGUGGACCUGUUGAUAAGACUGUCCGUUUCAAAUCAAGAGCAUUCUGCUUUCGAACAGGACCAGCCAAGCGAAUGAGCGUGUACAGUCGUGUAACUAGCGUGGAGGCAGGCGGUGCCCAGGCCUCCCUGGUGGCCAAAGCUUCGAGUUUGGGCCCCCCUUGACAACCACCAUGAUAUGCUUUCAACAAAGAAUGUAAAAGAACAAAAACGUAUUUAAAUCGCGGUUUCAAUUUGUUAAUGCAAAGGCUUUCAGUUACGAUUCACGUAUUUAUUUAUUUAAUUAGAGCAAUAACGCUUGGAGUAAAAUAACAUGUGAAAUAUAACUCCGUUUCUGGUAUAUUUAAUUAAUUAGAUACGCGUAAAUUAUAUUGCAAAGCAGUAACUACGGAGCUGCAGUAGCUGCAUUUUGCGAAGACGGAGUGCCCCUGCAGCGUUAAAUGUUCGAGGCCGUGAGCGUAACGUUGUGAUUAUCAGACUCUUGAGUAUUUAUACUGGAGGUAUCCAAUGAGCUAUGAAGAUCUUUUUCACAGUUGUCCGGUAGUUUUCACAGACGUCCAGUAGAGUUGGCAAGAGGAGCCGCGAUUUAUCGCCUAGGUGCGACCGUGCGAGACAAAUCAAAUAUUGGGGACCCACCGAACCGAUUCCCGCACCCGCCGUGAGCUGAUAAUGUAGUCACUACGCCGCUGAGAGUCGCGUGCGUUGAGCAAGUUUUCUCAGCCCCCUCGAUUGAGAAAGGCUUCCAGGACAUGCAGAUUGACCAUCGUUUUGAAUGAACGCCACGUACACUGAUUUCAUGUCCACGGUGAUGCAUUAGUCUGUUGCUAACUUUAAAUGUGCUCAUCUUGAAACGGCUUUCGAGCAUGAUUGGGUGUCUCGCAAAUGCAGGCAGAGCCGCUACUAAGAGCUGCAUGAUUGAGCUCAAGAGAGCUGAGAUGUAUAUGAGCUGUGGGACAUGAGCAUGCAGACACACCAGGUGAUGCGUGAUCGUUUAUACUCGGCGAUGGGUGACGGACGAUCACAGCUCUUGCUGGAACAUUCAUUUGGUUUAUUCUGGGCACAUGCAAAAAUAUUCUCCACAAAUGUGGAUUACACCAUACAGCUCAGUGUAGUCUCAAGAAUUAAUGCUCAUUCACCUUCCCAACCAACGUCGAUGGCUGGGAGAUUCAGAGUUGCUGUGGGCACCUGGGAGCCGUGGUUUAAGCUUGCGAAUCGCUGAGGCUGUUUGACCACGCCGGUCACGCUGGUCACAGUGGUUUGAUGAGGAUACCUUCCCGAUAGGGGAAGGCAUCGUGACUGCCUAGGGCCUAGGAAGUCACACAUUUUGAUACUAAAUGGUCAGCGUUGUAAAUGUUUUUUUUACUCACGUACGAUUGUUACGGCCUAUGGGAUCCGCCGGCACGCGUUAGACCCCAGAAGCUCAGCAGGGUUUUGGGCCUGGAUAGUGCACAACGAGAUGGCGCGUUGGCCACCCUGUUUAAUAUUGCUGGUGUAUUUUUCAUACACCGCCAAUACAUUAUAUGGACAAAGAUCCCCUCCGUGUGGCCUUAACAGACUGUUGGGGCAAGUUGCUGUUCGCGAGCAC
Messenger RNA from Petromyzon marinus (sea lamprey), 3263 nucleotides. It is a transcript of the gene TSSK6, whose product is annotated as testis specific serine kinase 6. The record is from RefSeq and is a predicted model, not a curated record. Gene Ontology annotation, molecular function: ATP binding; tau-protein kinase activity. Gene Ontology annotation, cellular component: cytoplasm. Gene Ontology annotation, biological process: intracellular signal transduction; protein phosphorylation; microtubule cytoskeleton organization. Lineage: Eukaryota; Metazoa; Chordata; Hyperoartia; Petromyzontiformes; Petromyzontidae.